Messenger RNA from Lobosporangium transversale, 1813 nucleotides. RefSeq lists its product as hypothetical. Gene Ontology annotation, molecular function: DNA binding. Lineage: Eukaryota; Fungi; Mortierellomycota; Mortierellomycetes; Mortierellales; Mortierellaceae. The coding region runs from base 153 to 1646 and encodes 497 amino acids. The transcript has a single exon. The record is from RefSeq and is a predicted model, not a curated record.
CAUCCUUAUAACACUCCUUUUUUUUUCUCUCUUAAAAAAAGACAUUGAAGGAACCGGUUCCUGACUUCUCAAAUACUGAAGAAUGGUACGACAUCAAGCUCCUUACUGUUGGCGCCCCAGAUCCUGAUAUCAUUCACAAGCGAAAUAUCCCUAUGUCAUUCAAAACCCAGAUACAUUGUGCUACUACAGUCAUGAGUCGCUGUCAGGUGUAUUCGAAUAAAAAGACACACGCAGGUCGUCAUGCUGGCACAACAGAAGCAUACCAUCUAAGACUAGAUGUGAACCAUGUGCUUCAUCUUGGCCGUUGGAAGACAGGACAAAUGCAAGCGUUUUAUGCACCAAUGAUUCCAAUUACCGGCGCGUUUUAUAUGGCUCAUUUUAACAAGAUAGAUGAGCCAUACUUCAUUGAACGCGAUCUUGUCACUCCACCUCUCGCCCUUCAGCGCCUUAUCUUCCCGUGGAUUGAGGAUAAUUUUAAAACAGACAUGCCUCAGAAGACACAGUCCUGGAUCAAGGAAUGCGACCAAGAGAUGGAGGGGUUGGACCCAAAUGUCUGCACAGCAGAAGACCUCCAUUCGAUCCCACCUCGAGAAUCUGCAGCAACUGUCGGAACUUCCAGAAUCUACGAUACUGUUUUGGUAAACCGCAUUGCUUUCCUUAAACUCCUUGUUCGUAUGAGGCGCGUGAUCCUUCAGGAUGCCGUCCUUUACAUGAGGACUGAUGAAGCCGGCCGAUCUUUGACCAAUAACCUUCUCGCUUCUCUGGACGUCUUCAAGAACCCGAUGUUUAUUAAAUUCCAGGCUGAUCUUAUCCGAGCUAUGGAUGAAUAUUCCAAACGCCCCGAUCUCAUCGAACCUCACGUUUUGGUUAAUCGCGAUACCGUGGUGCAAGGGUUCAAUUCACUCAACAGUGGACUCAAUUCACUCAACAGUGGACUCAAUUCACUCAACAGUGGACUCAAUUCACUCAACAGUGGACUCAAUUCACUCAUCGGCCGUAUCAGCCGCAUCGAACAACAACAAGACAAGGUUAUCCGAGGUAUCUCGGCCCAGAUUAACCGUAUGAUGCAACAGCAAGAAGAAUUAUCCAAAGAGCGCCAGGCUCAGUCGCAAUUAUCGGCGAUGAAUGAUACGUUCAACUUGGAGCUCCAUCAGCUGAUGGCUCGAUCGCCUCAAGUCUUUUUACAAAACCAGCAAUCGUCAUCACAAUCCCCACAAUGGCCACGCCCUCGCCCUCAGUCCUCGCCGCAGCCUUCAGUCCUAUCACAGUCUGCAGAACAGCAGUCAGAGGUGCCACAGGGUGAUGAUAGGAGCAAGGGUUACAUUAUGCUACCUGAUACCUGUUUGACAGUUCAACAGGCUUGGGACGAGUUCUAUGGUCCAGUGAAAGUUGCCAUCCUUCAAGAUAAGGCAUGGCCUUUCACUCCAGCCCGUCGGAAAGCCUAUAGGCGCCGUCACCAGCUUAUUGAGCUCAUCAGGAGGGAGGCGAAAAGGAGGGACCAGCGCAUCGACGAGUUCGUGAAAGCGCUCUCAGAAGCCAGCAAAGGGCGUACCAUGAAUUCACUUCGUCUUGAAAUGGAGGCGAAAGAAAAAGGUGUUACGAAAGAAGGAGACCAGGAGGAGAAUACGCAGGCACAAUCAUCGUAAGCCGUCCUUACUUGACGCGUUACAAGGAUACGCUAAAGGUAAUAUGGAUAAGUAAACUAGAUGUCAUAGUAGACAUAGUGACACGAUGAUAAAAAGCCAGACUGUUGUUAUGAAGUAACUUGAUGGGAGAGUCGGAAGAAAAAAAAAGAACAAGGUAUAGAAAGAAG